GGCGAGUUUGAAUGGUGGCAGCGGUAGCGGCGCGGGGCGGGCUCUGGGCUGAGCAGGUGAUCUCAUUUCCACGAGACAGCUGCGGUCAUAGAGCUCUUAAGGACUGCUGUGAAGGUAACAGCAAUCUGUACUUCAUCUGGACUAGACAACUGUGUUUGUUGUUUUUUUUCCCCAAGGUGGAGUCAGGGCGUAAAGGUUAAGUGAAGCUUAAAUGGACUUCUGAAGGAAGAAAAAAUGGAGACAGAGACCAUUUUAAAUCUUAGACAGCAACUGAAAGAAGCAGAGAAUGAGCGAAGAAAGGCUGCACAAUAUGGCUUACACUUACUGGAGUCUCAAAAUGAAAUUCAAAAUCAGUUGGAUCAAAUGCGUCGUGAAUUAACGGAGAAGACUGAGAAAUUUGAACAAGAGAAAUAUUCUCUUCAGAGAGAAAUCGAACUUAAGAAUAGGAUGUUGGAAAGCCUGAGUUUUGAAUGUGAUGCCCUCAAGCAACAGCAAAAUUUGCAACUGGAUAAACAGAAAGAACACCUUGCCAGAGUUCAUGGACAAGAAGUCAAUGACCUUAAACACAAGUUGGAGAACCUGAAGGCAGAACUAGAUGAAACCCGGCUCUCUGAGAAACAAUUGAGACACAAAGUGGACUGUCAGAAGGAAAUAAUUGCAGCCAAAACAGAAGAGCUACACAUGAUGUCUGAACGUGUGCAUGAAACCAUGUCUUCAGAAAUGCUCAAUCUUCAGAUGGAGCUCACAGAACUAGAAAGUGUGAAGGCCAAUGUUGAAGAAAAGCUGAAUGAACUGCAGUACAGCAAAGAACAACUAGAACUCAUAAAUAGUAACUUACGUAAUCAGCUGGAGCGUCUACAAGGAGAAAAAGAAGAGAGGGAAAAAGAAGUUGUUUCUUACUGUAAUGCACUAGAGAAAGCUCGUGAAGCUAACCAGGAGCUUCGGGUUCAGCUGGAUCAUGUGGUGCAGCAAUCUUUGGACCCUACAAGUAAAGGCAAUUCUCUCUUUGCUGAGGUGGAGGACCGUAGGGCAGAAAUGGAACGGCAGCUGAUCAGUGUGAAAAUAAAAUAUCAGUCACUACAAAAACAACAUGCAUUCACUAGAGAACAAUUGCAAAGAAUGAAGCUGCAAAUGGCUACCCUGCUACAGAUGAAAGGUUCUCAGGCAGAAUUCGAGCAGCUGGAACGCUUACAGUCAAUGUUGGAGCAAAAGAACGGUGAAAUAGAAGAUCUUCUUGUGAAAGUGAGGCAACUAGAAAAAUUCAAGACUUUAUAUGAGAAUAUGGAAGAAUGUAGAGCUAGUACCAGCUCAAAAGGAGGAGAGUCUGAAGAUGGUUACUAUGCAGACUUGCUGCAAAUGAAACUCGACAACUCAAACAAGGAAACCGAAACCUUGAAAAAUGAGCUAUCUUUGCAGAGGAUGAAAGCUUUGUAUGAGAGCCAAAGGGUUCUGGAAGUUGAAAGAAAACUCUUUACAAAUGAGAGGCAUUUGCAAGCUUGUCAGAGUGAGAACAUGAAUUUGCGAGUUAUGCUGGAUGAAUUAAAAAUGAAAUAUGAACCUGAAGAGUUGCUCAAAGUCACUAAAAUUAAAAAGAGAAGGGAGAAGAUUCCAGUGGAUGCUACUUGUGAAUAUUUAGACAGCAAAAAUACCUCAGUGGAUGAGGCUCCUCUUACUCAUCUUCCAAGUAAGGAAGAAGCUAAGAUGACUUCAAAUAACUUGGAGCAAAUUGAUUCUUCAUCCAGAAAACAAGCGCUCGAAGCAUCACCGAUCAAUAUAGCUCUUCAAUCAAUGGACAAAGUAGUUGAACCUGAAAGAGAAAGAAAGAGAGUUAAAACUAAGGAUGACGGUGUUGACACCUGCGCGUCAUACAGCAGAGGUGGAAGUAAUUUUUUGACUUCGAGUGCCCCCAGGUCAGUGUCAACUUCUGUAUACGGUCAAGGCAAUCAGCACAGACCUGCAUCUCUUUUCUUUCGCUGCAUGAACUAUGCUAUCCACUUGUUUAUCUGUUUCCUCAGUGUUGCAUGCAGUGUAAUCCCUAAGCUUCGGCUGCCUACCUUCAACCUCUCAAAACCUUUUAGGAAGACUAAAAUGGUGCUUUUUGAAAAAGACUCUUGAAACUGUAACUGUUCUUGAAAUAAUGUUAAGGUUAAAGGUGUGUAUAUACUGUUACAACUCAGUUGUUUUGCUUUUCUUUUGAAAAUUGGACUGUUUUCUGUCAUAUAACUGCAUUGCAUCUUAAGGUUAGAAAGAACCCCAAACAAUAGGUAUCAUGCUUCAGUUUCAUACCUUAUUCUAGCCUUCCUCAAUUUCAGAUUGAGGUAAAAGCCUAAAAAAAGAAAAAAAAGUAAUUCUUAAUUCAAAUAAAGUUAACAGAGCUUGCAGUACAUAAGAUUAUAUGUAAAUUGUGCUAUGAAUUCAUAUUAGCAGGCCACUGACUUUGCUAACCUGGAUGCAUGAUAACUUGAAAUGUAACUGCUAAAACUGAGAUUAAGCUUUUUUUGUAAAUGGAGAAUGAGGUUACUUUUUGUUAAAGUGAUUUAAGACAAUAAUUAGUGAACUUCUAAAUCCUGAUAGAAGAUGCUGUUUCUUUUUUCCCCCUCAAUUCCCCUUUGUCUCUGUUUUAUACUCGUUAUUGUAAUAAACAUAGUACUCGGGGGGGUAAUUUCUGAGAUACUUUAGGUGCUUUGAGCUUAUAAAUUGAUAAUAUUUGGUAGCAAAAAUAACACUUUUGUGCUUCCUGUGUUUCCUACCCGCUUUCUUCCUGGCUUUUUUCAACUUUUAAAUUGAUUGCACAGUGAUUUUUAAAUUAAAUGCAUGGUGAUUGUCCAUGCAUCUCUAAUAUGAGCACAUAAGUACUUUAAAUUUUUCAGGGAGAAAGCAAUAGAGUGUUUGUCAGGAAUACACUCAUAGGGAAGAAAAAAAAGGUUCUUUCAAGCAGCUUCCUUAAGGUUCAUUUUCUUUGGCUUUUCAUGUAAUGCUGAUAUAUAAGGCUGGAGAAAAAAUAAUUACUUGAGAACCUGGAGCGUCUUAAUGCAUAAAGCAUCCCAAUCUAUAAUUGUUUUGUCUGUCUGUCCCACACAAUCAAGCUUCCAUAGUUUUUAUCUCCCUCCUUUAAUGUGUAUUUUGGCUGCUCUUUACAAGAUUACUGACUGAGUUCUCCAUAGCAGUAGCUUUUUUACUCACAAGAUUCCAUGAACCUUCCAAUAAAGCCGAGAUGUGCCAGAAUAUUUACUCUGUUUUUAGAUAGUAAGUUUGUGUUUUGUAUAUAAAAAGCUUUCUUGGUAGGUGAUUUGUUACAGGACAAACUGGAGAUGCUUGACAGUAUCAACAAGAAACUGUUUCCUUACAUUCUUAAAAAUAACAGUGUAACUUGAGUUGGAGUUUAAAUGUGUUGAUUGUGAGAAAUGAUGUCUUGAUGCUCAAUGUUCAGAGGGCAUGUUUGUUCCAGAACAGCCUGAAACGUGGUUUGAAACAAAACUGAAGAAAGCUUAAAGAUUGUCAAGGGUAGCAGGGUAGGACUGUAUCUCAUGUUGAGGGGAAAAUGUUCAUGUGAAUAAUAUUUCAGGUCCUAUCAACAAAUACCUUUCAGACCAGUUUGUGGAAUCUAGAAUGUCAGCAGCUUCCAAGAUGGAGAAAGGCCUGCUGCCUGAGUUCUGAACAGUAGAUACAAAAUAGCAUUCAGGUGUAGUUGAUUAUUGUGACUCAGAUCAAUUGUCCAUGGCUGUGCUGGAUGUAAUUAAGAGGUUUAAGGGAAGUGCACAGUUCUUCAGUCUUCUGAAGCAGCCUGCAAAAACUGUGACUGAACAGGCUGUUGAAUUGGCUACAUCAGUUUAUGCAGGGACCCUUCCUGAACAGAGAAGAGCAGAGAGGUCAGGCACGGGUGCAAAAUGUUGAGAGAGAUUUGUGGUGUUCUGUAUGCAUGAAGGAACAAUUGUGUAAACUGGGUAUGAAAAUGUAACUUUAUUUUUUAAUAUUUUUCUGAAGAAGAUAAAAUGUCUGCAAGCAGUAAAUUGUUGGAAAGGGGUUAUGUGAACUGAGGAGGUAAGCCUCUUCUGAGCUGGAGGGGGAUUGAGGAAAGGAAAAUGUUUUAUGGCACUGAUGUUUUGGGAGCAUAGGAAAAGUGACAGAAGAUGAAGCUAUAGUUCAGACAAAGGUUUUAAUCUUGCACACAUAAGGAAUAAAAUGUAAUAGGGGAGGGGGGGAACAUCUUUCCAACCCUCCAUAAAUCCACCUCCACAUCUGGUUUUGAAAUGAUAGUAGAGUGAGUAGAGGGUAAAUCAAGAAAGAAGAUUCUGGUCAUGUUUGACGUCAUAUCAAUGAAGUAUUAAAUCCCCAACUAAUGAUCUUAAGUUACCACUGAGCAUUUCUUAAGCACUAACCUUUUAUGAUAUAUUAAGUAGGAAAUCUUGAUAAAAUCUGAGUAUUUGAGAAGCUAGUUUGCUAAAAAAAUCUUUAGACUUAUGUGAUGCAUGUGGGUAAAACCCAAUAUGGGGUCACUGCUAAAUGGAAGGGAGCAAAAAGUGUGGGCAAAGUGAGCAUGAAUGUGGACCUAAAUAUUGAGCGCUCGGGGGAAAGGAGAAAGUGUAAUUGGCACUUGCAUAGUUGGUGUUUGUAUGGUUGGUAAUUGUCAGCAUUUCAGUGUGCUGAGGAAAACAUGAUGCUCUCUCCAGAAAGGCUGAUGUGGUUGCUGGGAAUAGUUUUUGGCACUGAAGGAGUUUUUGUGCAAUAACGUGGCAGUGUGUGUUACAGUUGCAUGGAAUGGGGCAUUGAGAAGAGCCAUAUUACCCAUGGAUGGGUUGCAAACUUCAUUCCUAGGAAAAGGUGUUAGGAAGGUGUUGUCAUCCUAAUUUAGGAGUGAGAAAGAAGUAGCUGGAUGCUCAGAAUGUACUGCCACUGGGAGAAAACUUCCUUGCUUGCUAACCACAGUUCCAGCCUGCUGUAGUGUGGGCUCUCUGCGGGUUGCAGCACGAAUAUCUGCUCUGAUAUACUCUGAGCAGCAAGAGAACAGCCUGCUUCCCUGCAGUUGUUUUUGUGGGCUGCAGGGGAAUCUCUGCUCUGGUGCUUAGAGCAUCUCCUGCCCCUUCGUCCUUACUGGCCUUCGUGUCUGCAGUGCUGAUUGUGAAGUUUAUUCAGCUCUUCUCUCCUGCAGUUGCUGUGCAGUGUUUUAUCAUUCAUGUUUUUUCAGAGGUGCCACCAGUGUUGCCAGUGGGCUCAGCACUGGCUGGCAGUAGGCCUGUUCUGAAGCUGGCUCUGUGCAGAGUGGGGCAGUCCCUGGUUUCCCCCUUGAGGUUGCUCCUGCAGCCCCUCCCCUUCCCUCACCGUCACCUUGCCACAUGAAUGCAGUGCACAGGCUUACCUGUUCUCUCAAAUUACUUGUGGUUAGCUUGCUUUUAACUUGGAUUAGUAUUUUUGUGUCGUGGCUACUCAGCAUUGUAAUGGUAACAAUAGCAAGGUACAGUUAGGGGUCAAGGAACAGAAAGUUAGUAGCUUCUUAGGAAAACAGUCCCAUCAGGAGAAGCCCAUGAAGCUACUGGAUUCUCUUCCUUGUCAACUACUGAUCCAUGAAAUUAAUAAUACUUCUUUAGAGGGAACUGUCUGUCCCAUUAUAGUGGUUUGUGAAAUAAAAUCUUAUACUGUAAUGCUUAAACCUUAAGUAUUAACUUCAGUCAGUGUACGCACUUUGACUGUGACUCAGUUGUGAAACUUGCAGCCAAACUGCUGUGGUAUCAGAUAGUCUGUAGAAUAUGACUUGAGCUUUCUUGAGGGAAGUGUGGGGGGAGGAACACUGAAUUCUGUACUCAAGCACAAGAAUUGGACUAUGUUAGAACUGAAAAAUAAGAAAUGUCUUGUGAUGCUCCUGAGAAGCUGCUAGAUGAAAUUCCCAAUGAAUUUGGUGACUUGAGCAGUCAGCAGAACAGUCCAGGUGAGAAGUACAGGUGAGCGUAUGCUGAGUAGUGUUACUUUUUAUCAGCUCAUUGCACCUAAUGAGCAGUUCUGGUUGUAUCUUCAGGAAAACUGAGAGUAGAACAGUAGCUUUGAAAUGACGUGAGCUGUUCCACAGGUUACAGAGAGCGUUAGCUUCCUCUAAAACCUUCAGGUUAAAAAUCUCAGUCUGUAUCCUGAUAUAGUAGGAGUUUGGUUAAGGGAAUGCAAAGUCUCCACUUCAGUAGGUUACUUAAUUUUGAAUGGUUGUUCUUAAACUGCUUUUCAUCAUUGCAAGCGUGUUUCAAGGUUAAGUGUCUUUAUAAUGUUUAUUGUAGGAACAUAAAGCAUCUAUGCCUAAGUAAUGUCAUGGCAUUAGGAUGAGAAUGUUCCUCUUCAGAGUUCUUUGCAUUGGAGACAAUAUCCAUUGAAAUCUGAGUUAAUGCAAUUCCGAUAAUUUUUUUUACCUGUAGUGGGGAAAAAAGCCAAACACUCUGGCCUGUAACUGUGCAUGGAUUUCGGUGAUGAAUACGUAACUUCAUGCCCUACUUGUUCACCUACUGAAGUAUAUUCCUUAAUGUAUCUUCAAUGUAGACUUAAAUUGAGGUAUUUAGUGGGUGGUGUCAAAAGGAUUAAAUAUGGAUUUUAAACAUAUUUGAGGCUCCUGGUAACAGUGGUAGAGGUGUUUCUAUGAUAGGUAGCAGUCAUGGUUGAGUGUAUCAGAAGAGUAGGGGAGUUUUCUGUGAUGUAAGAGAUAUUUAUUGAUGUUGUCUUCAUGUUCUUUAUGUAGCUUGCAAAAGUACCUUUUCCAAUAUCACUGCCUGUCUAGGUAGCCAUUGCAUCAGACAUUGUAAUAGCUUGAUGUUGGGUUGGCAUCUCAGUGAACCAAGUGGGGGAACUGAUCUAGCUGCUUGGUUUCUGUUUCCAAACCAUAAAAAGGGAUUCUGACCCAGAGAACACGGAGUGUUGAGGCUGUAGUUGGGUUUGUUUGCUGUUUAUAAAAACAAAAAUGCCAAAGCUUGGAGUCCCCAAAGGGGUAGUAGUAUAAAAUGCUACACUUGGAAGAUUGCUGGGGGGAAAAAAAAAACACAAAACCAUUUUUUCAUAAAUAAAUAAAAAUUAAAAAAGAGUGGGGAGAAAUAGCUGUUUUUUUUUUUAACUCCAUAAGCCUUAACAGCUGAAUGUUGUGUUACUCAGUUAAUUUUUGGGGUUUAACUGAAUACAUUUAAUCAUCGUUUCUCAUUUCUGUAGCUGCCCGUAGACAUAUCUAUUACAACUUGUAUGAGCAGGUAACUGAGCAUUUUAAGUAUAAAUAGCUACAUUUUUCUCUCCUGUUCAAAACUGGCAGCUGUUCAGUGUUACUGUGAGGCAAUGUAAUGUUUUCAUUGUGAAUUGGAUUUGCGAAGUUACUUCACUUCAUCUGCGUUUAUUAGAUAACUCUGUUAAAAGAAACUCCAGCUGUGCAGCUUUGGACCAUAUUUACAGUUCUGUUUUUAUAUGGCCUUUUCAUUUGCUUGAAGACUUUAUUUGUGUGUUAGUUGGUUUGGGGGAUUUCUUUUUCCUUUUAUAUCACAGAAUCACAGAAUUGCUCAGGUUGGAGAGGACCUUAAAGAUCGAGUCCUCCCCUUUUAUAGGAGGUUCUUGCUAGAAAUUGUGCCUGCUAGGCAGCUUGGGGAGGUGGGGGGGGCUUUGGGCAGAGAUCCUUCAAUAUGGAAGAGAGGAGUGGUAAAUGAAGAGAACCUACCAUAGGAACAUGGUUGGUCACAAAGUAUCUGUCUCUAAUUACAGAUGCUAGUGAAGCACAGGCUGAAAUGCGGAUUAAAUGCUAACCGAGAGAUAAUUACUAAGAGGAUGUUUUCUUCUUACUUCUUCCCUGUAUUGGAGGUUCUUGUUGUGGUCAUGCACUUACUUGGCUACUUGCAAGCUGCAGCACUUCUAAAAUGGAGUGGCUGGUGGAAAGCUGAUUAUAAACAAAACAGGGCUCCCCAUCAGAGUUACAGGUGUGGGCUUCUUACAAAGCAAGUGCCAGAGCAAAUGUAGCUGACUUAGGGGAGAUGCGCAACAAACCAUGCUUGCUUUCUAAUGUAUUGAGGCAGUGCUUAUAGGAAAUAAUGUGCAGGGAUGGGACAACAUUAGAUUUGUAUUCACAUGUAAAGUGAUGUUAUGGGAAGUCACAAAUUAAACUUGUUUUGCUUUUGAAACAAUAGUAGUCAAUUUUUUUGUAGGAGAUUGAGAAAAUAUUGCUGUAAAUUAGUUUUAAUGACAUUUGUAUGCCUAUUAAUUAAAGCGUGGAAUAGUUUUGAGGUCUAAAUGCUUUUUAACUCUUAAACAGUACUGUGGCAAUUGCCAUUGUAUUCCCACCUACAUUCAAAACAGAAUUAAAACUAAUCACUGGACAAAUGAUGUAAUGUUGAGCCUGAAGAUAAACUUCCCACUUCAUGUUUUCAGAUCUUCAGGAACUAAGAUAAAGCGGUAGUAAUGCAAACCUUGGUUGGAAACCAGGCCAUUGCUUUUUGUGGAUUCUUUUUUUGUACUGUUAAUACGAGCGCUCAACUUUAUCACUGUGUGAUGUUGCUGGGACUUGUUUUCACUUGGAGAUUUGAUUUCAUGUGAUGUGAUUUCCUUUGCAUAUGUGGCACAAUUAAUGUGUUUUUCUUCUUAGAGGCCAAUCCCAACCACUCACCAUUUUCAAUAAGCUUUAUUUGCCAGAUACUGCAACAGAUAAGAGGUUAAAAAAAAAAGCAAUAUUGAAGUUACCAAAUGCAAGGAGGAAUUCUAUAAACGCUAUUUUCCCCUCUUGUUUUCUUCAAACACUGCUUGCUCUGUAUUUGCAUGUGGAUGCUCUCUCUGCUGGUUGGCUUGCUCAUUUUUGCUUAGAUCUUUUAUUUUAGCUCUGUUUUUUAUUAAGUAAAUAUGUAUUUAGAAUGAUUGCUUUGCCUAUAGGUUAACAACUGAAUCCAGAUUUGAAGCUACAGAAAUUGAAGAUAAGAAGGAAAAUGUAAUCACGACCAAGAAGAAAACACAAAA
This is a messenger RNA of Gallus gallus (chicken), 8949 nucleotides long. RefSeq names its product spindle apparatus coiled-coil protein 1 (gene SPDL1). Gene Ontology annotation, molecular function: kinetochore binding. The record is from RefSeq and is a predicted model, not a curated record. Bases 235 to 2115 code for a protein of 626 amino acids. NCBI's taxonomy places the organism in Eukaryota, Metazoa, Chordata, Aves, Galliformes, Phasianidae. Gene Ontology annotation, cellular component: spindle pole; outer kinetochore. The transcript has 12 exons. Gene Ontology annotation, biological process: establishment of mitotic spindle orientation; protein localization to kinetochore; mitotic metaphase chromosome alignment.